AUGAUCCAGAAUUGUUCAGAUGAGGUUGCCAAUGGAUCCUCUGGUAUCUUUGUUAGUUGGCGUUCCAGAAAAUUAUCCAAUGUUGAAAAGACCCACUGGUUGAUAGGCUUUUAUGUUGGUCUGAAAUAUCGUGAGCUUGAUUUAGAUGUUGGUGAGAAGUACCAGGAUCAUGAUAUGAUCAUUCGUCUCAAUGAUAUCAACGAGGAGGUAUUUAUCGAGUUCUCUGAGAUGAGCAAUGAGAAUUCUGAAGGGCAUGAUGUUGAAGCAUGCCGUGGUAGACUUGCGAG
Dentiscutata heterogama is the source of this 287-nucleotide messenger RNA. The record is from the annotation of a GenBank genome assembly. NCBI's taxonomy places the organism in Eukaryota, Fungi, Glomeromycota, Glomeromycetes, Diversisporales, Gigasporaceae.